UUUUGAGGACACUCUUUUUUUUCUAUACAUUUCCUCUUUCCAGAUCAAUUGUUUUGGCAACUAUCUUUUAAUAAGAUUUAAAGCAUGACUCAUAGGGUUAAUUCAUAUUUAAAAGUUGAGAUAUUUUCACUAGACGUGGGACUGGUUUAUGUUCAAUAUAUGCUGUUGCGUUGACCCACCAAUCAAUCAACGACUUUUUGAAUAUUCAUAUACAAAAUCAAAGCCAGUUUCAUCAUAUUGGAUUUUGUUUAUAAGCAAGAGCCACCAAACACUUGUGCAAUAAAAACUAUUAUUUCUCCACCGUUUUUAAAAACUUCAUGGGACUCCACCAUCAUGAUUUUCACACCCAAAGAUGUGAACUCCACGCAACACAAGCCAAUCCUCUAACCUUAUACACACCAAAACAAAGCAAAAAAAAGCCAAAGAGGAUCAUCAAAAAAGCUUCCAAGACAAUGAGAGUGAAAGCAACUUUGAUUAACUUCAAAUCAAAGCUUUCCAAAUCAUGCAACAGAUUUGUCUCUCUCUUCCGCUUCCGAGUUAAAAGACCUGUCUUUAUUAGACCUCUUCGUGCCCGUCAUGGCAAUGUCAAACCUAGACAUCAACAUCAUCAUCCCAAGAAGCCAAUCUGUUCCUGUCUUUGUUUUCUCAGCACAAGCAAGAACCACAAGAUGAGCAAAACCAAACCAAGAUCUUCCUCUUUUAGUGUGAACGAUGAUGAUUAUUCCAAGUUUAUGCACUCACCUCUCACGCCAGCAACAGCCAAGAAGCUAUUCACUUCACCCAUCACGACACCUUACUCUAUACGGACCAGAAAAUCGCUGAACUCAAGAGAAGCAUUCGAAGACAAUGCGGUGGAAGAUGCUUGUAGAAGCUUUGAAAACUAUCUUAUUCAUCUCAUUGUUGAAGAAGGGAAAAUAGAUGACUUAAUGGACAUAGAGGAGCUUCUCUUCUGUUGGAAGAAUCUAAAGAGUCCUGUCUUCAUUGAACUUGUCUCCAGAUUCUAUGGAGAACUCUGCAGAGACCUGUUUUCAGGUGAAUGAACAGAUCGAUAAAUGAUCAGAACAAUAAAAGGUUUAUCUUUAUUUGUCAACCAAAACAAAAACUAUUUGUGGUUUGGCAAUUAUUGAAUACACCAUCUUAAGGUUUCUAAGUUUAAAGUUGGAAA
Messenger RNA from Arabidopsis lyrata subsp. lyrata, 1165 nucleotides. Its product is annotated as transcription repressor OFP17. Gene Ontology annotation, biological process: negative regulation of DNA-templated transcription. The coding region runs from base 318 to 1040 and encodes 240 amino acids. The record is from RefSeq and is a predicted model, not a curated record. Lineage: Eukaryota; Viridiplantae; Streptophyta; Magnoliopsida; Brassicales; Brassicaceae. The transcript has 2 exons.